AUGGCCAAGGAAGCCUCUGGUGCGGAAUCUCAGCAGCUGCCUCGCCUCUUCCUGGCCCCUCCAGCUGAAGUCCUGGGUGAGAUCCUAAACAAGCAGUUUGGCUCCCUGCCUUUCAUGGCUCCCAUUACACGGAUGAAGAGGAAGCCAUCGGGCUACUAUUACCCCACCGAGAACCGGGAGCAGGUCCUGGGUCGGAGACGGGCAGCCAAUGCCAAAGAGCGAGAGAGGAUCAAGAAUCUGAACAGUGGCUUUUCCAAGCUGAAAUCUAUUGUCCCGUUGAUUCCAAAAGACCGGAAGCCAAGUAAGGUGGAUAUGCUUAAAGCCACCACUGAAUACAUUCGCCUGCUGAGCCUGAUUCUGAAGGAAACUGGAGGGCUUGAGGGGGAAGAUGUCGCGAAGGGUCCACCUCUUGGGCCAGUGAUGGUGGCAGAGCCCCCAGAGAAGUGCUUACCAGCACCCCUCCCAGCAGAGCGGCCUGGCUGUUACAUCAAGACCGAGAAUGGCCUGGAGCUGGUGUGGACCAAUCAGAUGAUGCAAGCCCCUGUGGGCAUCUGGGGGGAGACCAUUCUGCCUGCUUACAUGGGGAUUGUAGAGCUUCAGAAAGGUUGA
Molecule: messenger RNA, 609 nt
Organism: Protobothrops mucrosquamatus (brown spotted pit viper)
Lineage: Eukaryota; Metazoa; Chordata; Lepidosauria; Squamata; Viperidae
Gene: FIGLA
Product: folliculogenesis specific bHLH transcription factor
Exons: 4
Coding region: 1-609 (202 amino acids)
Biological process (GO): regulation of transcription by RNA polymerase II; developmental process
Molecular function (GO): RNA polymerase II transcription regulatory region sequence-specific DNA binding; protein dimerization activity; DNA-binding transcription factor activity, RNA polymerase II-specific
Source: RefSeq, a predicted model, not a curated record